Messenger RNA from Alternaria metachromatica, 3174 nucleotides. RefSeq lists its product as uncharacterized. Gene Ontology annotation, biological process: proteolysis. The transcript has 5 exons. Gene Ontology annotation, molecular function: calcium-dependent cysteine-type endopeptidase activity. Bases 1 to 3174 code for a protein of 1057 amino acids. Lineage: Eukaryota; Fungi; Ascomycota; Dothideomycetes; Pleosporales; Pleosporaceae. The record is from RefSeq and is a predicted model, not a curated record.
AUGGCUGACCGGGCUACUGAGAUUGAGGCUUACAAGGCGGCUGCAAGCGACUAUCGCUCGCGGGUUGACAAAGCCGCUACCAAGGAUGAAGCAUUCAGUCUCGCAAUUAGCGUGGCCGAGAACCUCAUGGAAGCGAUCCAACUAUCGUCAAACCCAGACGAAAGGAAGGAGCUCAAGGCGCAAUGCAGCGACAUGUUGACUCGCGCCGAUCGCAUCAAGGCCGAUGAAACAUGGACACCUCUAGUCAAACCCCAGUCCUCCAGCUCCAGAGAUGAGCGAGUAGGUCAAUGGGCCAAAGAGGUCGCCGGGACUGCAACUCCAGGUACAACCUUUGGAGACUCGACCACGCGUUCAAACACGUCCCGUUGGGCUCUUUCUUCGACAACAGGACCUAUCGACGGUCCAGCUGCUUCAGGUAAAUCAUCAGCUUCUUCAUUCUCAGCAUUCGUUCAUCAGUCAGAUCUCUCUUCAGCCGUUCCUUCUUUCCAGCAAGAUGCGCGCCGAGAUCUAAUGCCGCUUAUUGAUCUUUCGGAUGACGCCUUUCCAAUCGAUGUACCAAGUGCAGUCACUGAUGCGUCACACGAAGAUAGCUCAAACGCCAACAUUCACCGUGACAACCAUCCGAAGAACGGACACGAAUCCGUGUUGAAUUCAUCUGCAGUGCCACAGCCCUCUAGCGCAGAGUCCCAGCCUGGAGUACCCGAGUCGCAAACAGCAGCUCUAACGCCCUCAACCGCACCUCAUUCUCAGAUACACAGGCUACGAGAGCCGAUUUCGAGCAGGAAACUACCCACAAAAGAAAGCAUCAUUUUGUUGAAGGCUUCGACAGUCAAUGGCUUCAAGUUUCCACCUUGGGACAAGACUCCAUCUGCGGAUGAAUUCGUGUCGGAAGGCGAGGCUGCCUACACGGAUACACGAGACCUGAGUCUGUCUUCAUACCAACAGCAGUUCUUUCUCGGGUGGCUGCGUGCCAAAGAAGCUGUGCCGCCACCCUCGCAGUUCCCUAACGGUAGGGCUGGUAUCGGGCCCUUGAUGUCUAGCACGAGGCCUCUCGAUCUUGUACAGGAUGCAGCUUCAGAUUGCUCGGUGGUCACAAGCUUAUGCGCUGGUAUUGCUCGCUCAGAACGCGGUCACGAUCAGAUGCUCACGAACAAGAUAUAUCCAUAUGACAAGCACCUUGGAAAGCCGUUGAACUCGUCUAAUGGCAAGUACAUCGUACGACUCAACUUCAACGGCUGUUGGAGAAAGGUGGUUAUCGACGAUCGACUACCUGUCUCAAAGACACAUCGUCUGCUUCAUGUUUUCGACCGCCGUAAUCCAGCCCUCUUAUGGCCAGCACUACUUGAGAAAGCAUACCUGAAAGUUCGCGGCGGUUACGAUUUCCCUGGAAGCAACUCGUGCAGUGAUCUCUGGACCUUGACGGGCUGGAUACCAGAACAGGUCUUCUUGCAAGAGGCCGAUACGGUUCCAGAUCAGAUAUGGAAGCGCAUACACAACGCCUUCCUGUACGGCGAUGUUCUGGUCACAGCAGGUACUGGCAAGAUGUCGACCAGGCAGGAGCGUGAACUUGGUCUCGAGGGCCAACACAGUUACGUCGUGCUGGAUAUGAGGGAGACAGAGCAUGAUCGACUGUUGCUCGUCAAGAAUCCAUGGGUCGAAGGCAAAGGCUGGCGCGGCCCUCGCCCUUCGGCUGUGACGACCAUGGAUCCGCCUGCUUCUACCUCCAGUCGUAGUUCUAACUACAGCCUUGAGAGUUAUCACAGGGAUAGCGUCCCCACUCAGGAUCGGCCGCAUCCAACGACAUUCUGGAUUGGAUUAGAGCAGGUCAUACAACACUUCGAGAGCCUGUAUCUCAAUUGGAACCCUGGUCUUUUCCGCUAUCGACAAGACAUUCAUUUUGAGUGGAACAUAGAAUCAUCGUCGCCAGGCGGUUGCAUUGUCAAACAUCCACAAUUCGCCUUUACGUCCAAAGGUGCCGGACCUGUAUGGUUCCUCCUUAGUCGCCAUUUCCGAGACGUACCAGCAGUCACCAAAGAGGAGUCAGAUGCGUUCAACGACGGAAGCAUUCGUCCCGACACUCAGGUCAACACCCACGGGGAUGCACCGAAGGGAUACAUGAGCAUAUACAUUUGCAACGGCCAGGGAGAACGCCUAUACAUGAAGGACACAUACCUGGAAUCGAGCGACUACGUUACUACACCGCAGUGUCUCCUUCGCAGUGACGCGGAUGCCAACUCGACAUACACAGUGGUGAUUGAUCAAGACGACUUACCUCCAUCACUGUACACUUUCUCCUUGUCUGCGUUUGCGAACUUUUCGAUUACACUGGAACAGGCGGCGCAGCGGUACCCGUCGCAGAAGACUGAGGAAGGUGCAUGGACAAGGCAGACGGCCGGUGGUGGUACAGACUCAUCGAAAUAUUUCGACAAUCCUCAGUAUUCGCUCACUGUCCGUGAGCGUAGCUCGCUGGCCAUCUUACUCACCAGCACGAACCAUGAACAUCCCCUACACGUCAAACUUGCUCUAGGAUACGGAAAGAGGUUAUAUCGCUUGCAGAGUCGCGAUGUGCUAGCAGACUCGGGUGACCAUCGCAGUGGAUGUGUCCUCGCAGAGAUCAAAGACCUUCAACCAGGCUCCUACACAAUCAUUUGCUCCUUGUUUGAAGCUGGUCUGACUGGUGACUACCAACUCCGAGUUGACAGCACAAGCGAGGUGGUGUUGAAGCAAGUGCCGCGCGACGGGGCGGGAUUGCUCUCGAUGAAGCUCGCUCCGGCGUGCUUUGGUGCCAGCAUACAUAAGGUUGCUGCCCCAUUGUGGCCUAGGCGCUUAGCUUCGUAUACCAUCAUCGCCAGAUUCUCGAAAGCAACGAGCCCUCGCGCCGUCGAUUUGGGCAAGCUAGCGCGCAGUCCGUUCCGAUUGAGUGUCGAGAUGGGUCGAGGCCCGGAGCGCAAGUUCAUCAUCGCAAGUGAGCAAGGAGAGUACUCUGACACUGCUACGGUUCGGUCCGAGAGCGUCAACAUCGAUCCGAAGCUCGGGAUGCAAGGCGAACUAUGGCUCGUUCUUGAUAGGCUGUCAGGCUCUGGGGGACCGGUAGAGGAAUGGUACGAUGUGGAAAUCUACACCGACACGCCCAAGGCCUGCGAGAUUGGCGUAUGGCGGGAAUGGGAUGAUUGA